This is a messenger RNA of Clupea harengus (Atlantic herring), 4701 nucleotides long. Its product is annotated as putative ATP-dependent RNA helicase ddx6. Gene Ontology annotation, molecular function: ATP binding; nucleic acid binding; RNA helicase activity. The record is from RefSeq and is a predicted model, not a curated record. Lineage: Eukaryota; Metazoa; Chordata; Actinopteri; Clupeiformes; Clupeidae.
AUAAGUAGCGACGAAACAAGACGAAGAAGGGUAGGAAGAAGAAGACGGCGACCAUGUUGAUUUAGCAAGAACAAACACAAUAGAGACCAGUUGGUAAAUGUGAGUUUGAGAUUUUGUUGAGCUAUACAUAUGAAUAUUUGACCAGCAUCGAUUAUAACAUCAAGAUAAGACUUACGGUGGAGAAAAAAGGUGACUGAGGUUUGAGUUGCUGGCCUGUUUAGUGGAGGAAACGCUACUCACCCCUCACCUUGUACACACAUGCUAACUGACACACAAGUGCAUAUAUAUGCACACCCUCACACAGCUGAAGUCUGUGGAGAACUACUAUUACAAGAAAGACUACACAGGUGAAGUUUGGUUCCAAUUAAAGCAAAGGGAACUUUUGGCGUUUUGGACUACAGUAUCCCAGGAUUAAUUCUGUUUUUGAAGCAUCAGGAAUUUUUGGUAUCAGGAAAUCCACUUGCAGCAUGACUGCUUGAAACACGAGGAUUCACAUUCAGAUUCAUUGUCAAUACAACUUUUUGAAGGGGAAUAAACAAGCAAAAAAUCCCUUGCAUUUUUGAAGAGUUCUGAAAAGCAGGAAAAGACUCUAUAACCAAGAGAGAGAAAAACAGCUGUUUUGAUGAACUGGCAUUUUUUGUUUUGGAAAACGGACUGAGGAAAACAAGAGAUUGAACUGUGAGCACGAGACGUGGAUAUUUUUUUCAGACUCUCUCUUGUUCAGUAUUGCCUUAGCUGUUCUAUGUUCUAAGUCUGCAGGACUUGUACUUUUGUGAAGCUUGUCUACAUAUAAUUUUCUAUAUUGUGGUCAGGUCUUCUAUAUUUAUGCAUAUAAAUGCUCAUUUCUCUUCAUUUGGAAGAGCUGGAGUAAUACUUAUUUUUCAUGACGUCAGUUGCUCUUAUUGAAAGAGGCUACACUGUACGUGCACUUGUGUAUAUGUAAAUACUAUAAAGACACUUCUAAAUAACUUUGGAUUUAAGAAAUAGAGUGCAUUGUAAAUGCUUUAUUAGCUUUUUUUUUGGUAUUAAUACUCUGGAAAGGGCAUUGAAACCUUACAGAGAGAGGACAAAAACAAACAAACAAACUUUAAAAGGCAAAGGAGCAAACCGAAGGAAAAGGAGAAAAAAAAAUGGCAACCGCAAGAACAGAAAGCAUGGGCCCCAUGGUGAUGGGUCUGAACAAGCAGAACGGGCAGCUACGAGGACAGACUAAACCUCUCUCCCAGUCAGGACCCCACUCUGUGAGCACACCACCUGGAAAGAUGACUGUAGGAGGAGGAGCCCUGAAGCCAGGGGGCGGAACCCAGGAAGGCGGUAUUAGGUUUGGUGAUGACUGGAAGAAGAGCCUACUGCUCCCCCCCAAAGACACCAGAGUCAGAACUUCUGAUGUGACUUCGACCAAGGGGAACGAGUUUGAAGACUACUGCCUGAAGCGGGAGCUACUGAUGGGGAUAUUCGAGAUGGGCUGGGAGAAGCCCUCCCCCAUUCAGGAGGAAAGUAUCCCUAUCGCCCUCUCUGGCCGUGACAUUCUUGCCAGGGCCAAGAACGGGACCGGAAAGAGUGGGGCCUACCUCAUCCCACUGCUGGAGAGGAUAGACCUGAAGAAAGACUACAUCCAGGCCGUUGUGAUGGUUCCCACCCGCGAGCUGGCCCUGCAGGUCAGUCAGAUCUCCAUCCAGAUCAGCAAGCACCUGGGUGGAGUCAAAGUCAUGGCAACCACCGGAGGAACCAACCUGCGAGAUGACAUUUUACGUCUGGAUGAGACCGUUCAUGUUGUCAUUGCGACACCGGGGAGAAUUCUAGACCUGAUUAAGAAGGGUGUGGCCAAAGUGGAUAGAGUUCAGAUGAUGGUCAUGGAUGAGGCAGAUAAGCUGCUCUCUCAGGACUUUGUGGUGCUCAUUGAGGAUAUCAUCAGCUUCCUGGCCAAGGGCCGGCAGAUUCUGCUUUACUCCGCAACCUUCCCCAUCAGUGUGCAGAAGUUUAUGAGCAAACAUCUGCAGAAACCUUAUGAAAUCAACCUGAUGGAGGAGCUCACUCUAAAGGGCAUCACGCAGUUCUAUGCCUACGUCACUGAGAGGCAGAAAGUCCACUGUCUCAACACACUCUUCUCAAGGUUGCAGAUCAAUCAGUCCAUCAUUUUCUGCAACUCCACCCAGAGGGUCGAGCUGCUUGCCAAAAAGAUCACCCAGCUGGGCUACUCCUGCUUCUACAUCCAUGCCAAGAUGAUGCAGGAGUACAGAAACCGAGUGUUUCAUGACUUUAGGAAUGGCCUCUGUAGGAACCUGGUGUGCACUGACCUGUUCACCAGAGGAAUCGACAUUCAGGCAGUGAACGUGGUCAUCAACUUUGACUUCCCGAAGAACGCAGAAACCUAUCUGCACCGCAUUGGUCGAUCAGGCCGCUUUGGGCACCUGGGUCUGGCCAUCAACCUGAUCACGUCUGAUGACCGCUUCAACCUGAAGUCCAUCGAGGAGCAGCUGGUGACUGACAUCAAGCCCAUUCCCGGCUCCAUUGACAAGAGUCUGUAUGUGGCAGAGUACCACUCGGUCUCGCCAGAUGGGGAGGAGGAGGAGCCGCCUAGACGUCCUGUGACCACACCCAACCAGCCCUAAAGCGAAGCAAUGACAGGCAGGACCACAGGCUAUGGUGUCACUGGCUUUUGCACAGACGUUUGCUUUUGCACAAAGGCUUCACACUCCUCUAUGGACAAUUUUUUUUUUUUCUCUUUUUUCCUGGCUUGUUCCCUUCAUUCUUUCAUACCCUCAAUUUUGCCAUUGCCGAGCCAGAUAAAGCAAAACGUUUCAUUCUUGUGCACAAAACUGAGGCAUGCACUCUUUUGGCCCUUUUUUUUUAUUCUUUUUUUUUUUUUAAAGAAGGAAACCCUAAACAUUCCAGAGUCCUUGAGUGACUUGCAAUAAAUAAACAGGGCUGAGGGCCUGGAGGACGAGGUAGAUCAACAAGCGAGAACAGAAUUGAUGUGCCCUGAGCUGGCUGUUGCUCCUUCUGUUAGCAUUUGGUUUAGGGAAGAAAAAGAAAAAGGAAAAAAACAGAUUUCAGAGGUCGUUUCAGAAAAUAGAGAGAUGGGUCCAUCUACAUACACACAGCAUGCAUGGUGCACAUUCACACACACACACACACACACACACACACACACUGUUUUGGUGUGUGUCCUUUUAAAGAAACACACAUGUACACACACAUACAUACAUACAUGCCCUGUCACUUAAGUGCCUUAAUUUCUGACCAACUGUAGACGUUGAGACGUUGAAAGAAAAGCCGACUAUCCUAGCUAGCAUCUUUGUGAUGCCCAGAUAUUUUAGAAGUCUAACCGAGGCAGAACAGUUAAACCUGCUCUGUGUUGUUGACAGGACUCCCCUUUUGAUGUGAUGCUCCGUGUACUGGCAGCCAAUUGGCUUCAAGUCUUAAGUCACACCAAGAACCAAGGGCAUGUCUGAACCAUCAAAACUAUUUAGUUUAGGCUGGAAAAUUGAUAAAAAGCACAAAAGCUUAUGGUGCUUUUUAAAGUAGGAGACCUCAUUCUUUUUUUUCCUAUUACGAGAGUUUCUGUUCUAUAAGGAUCUGCAAUUUGUGUGACAGAGUAGAUUAUUUUUCAGCACCUGUUUGCGAGAAUUUUUGAAAAUGACUAGGUACAAGGUGCCUAGGUCCUAAUACAAGGUGAUCUACUUCCUUUUUUGUUUUGAAUUGGCGCAAGGCGGUAUGUCAUGAUGAGGGCUUGUCCUCCUGUGGUGUUUUCACACUGCCCCUGUGAGCUCUGAAGAAUGUCUCUCCUAGGUAACUAUGCAUUUGGCUGCCGACUCUGCUUCAUGCUUCAUUCAUCUACAACACAUUACUUCCAACACACUGGCCACAAAACACAGGGCUACAAAACAGCCCUCCUCCAUUUAUCAGUGCCCUCUUGUAGAAACAUGGCAAUAAUAACACAAGCUUGCCAGCAUGAGUCCUGCAUUUGAGUUUUUCUUCCUACUUUGCAUGAUCAAUUUCAUCAUGGAGAUUGCAAAGAAAUGAAAUUUUAUCGAUCACGAUUCAGUUGACUUCCAGGCAAGCGUGACCUUAUGGCCUGCUAGGAUAUCUUGGGUCUUGCAACGGCAGGCUUUUACGUUUUAUGCAGCAGAGUGCUUUGCAUGAGAGGAGAACUUUGCAGGGCCAAUGACACAGCUGCGUGUGUGAGGGGAGCUCCACUCACGAAGCUAAGCUUCAUGCUGACCACCAGUCAGUGAGCGUCUUACAUGCAGUAGCACAUUCUGUGUACUAAUUGGUCAGGCUUCUGCAUAAAUUAAAUAUGAUUGGUCAGAGGGGGCUUGUGCUGAAUGAGAUGCUGUUCGUGUUUUGAAAUAAGUGAGUUGCCUGCCUCGGUUUUGUGCACAAAAAUAACUUUAUUUGAAGAAAAAUCAUCACCCCCCCCCCCCACCCCUUUUUUUAACAUUUUAUUUUUAUUAUACUGGCAAACAGGUGAAUGUACUACAACAGUUUGGAUGUUUUCAAGGUAAAAGCAAGCUAUACGUAGACCCUCUUUGUCCUCCAUCUCCAUCAGAUGGAGUGAGUCAGCUUAAAAGAAAAGAAAAAAAAAAACACACUUUUUAAAGCCUGUGGCACUGCUCAUCAUCUCAUAUCUCAACAAACUCGGUCAUGCUAAAGUGUUAAUUUUUCUUUGCGCCUUGUCCUUUUUUUUUUUUUUUCAGA